AUGGCUUCCAGCUCUGACAUCAUAACGCUUGACAACUUUGAGCAGCGACUGCCAAGAUGGGAUCCCGCAGGUCCAAAUCACCUAUAUGCGCUUGUUGAUAUGGGCAGUAAUGGCAUCCGCUUCUCCAUCUCGGACCUGACCCCGCCCCAAACCCGACUCCUCCGGCCCAUAUACCGCGAGCGCGCCGGUAUCUCCCUUUUCGACGCCCUCAAUUCCUCGUCGACUGCCGCCUCUGAGCCGUUAUAUUUUCCUCCCGAAACUAUCACAAAGGUCGCCGAGACAUUGGCCCGUUUCCGCCGCAUUGCCGAUUCCUAUGGCGUCCCUCCCGCCCACUUCUCCGUGCUGGCCACAGAAGCCAUGCGCCGUGCCGCAAAUGCGGCAGAUAUGCUCAAGGCCAUCCGCGAGGCAGCCAACAUUGGUGUUCAUGUGCUCGCUCCGGAGGUUGAGACCCUCUUUGGGGCCGUGAUGGGAUCGCGGUCUGCAUUUGUCGACAUUUCCCGUGGUGGACUGUUCCUCGAUCUUGGCGGCGGAUCAGUGCAGAUGACCUGGGUUGAUACCCGACUACCCGACUAUGAGAUUGCUGCCGCUUUGGCCGGAGAGAGCAUGCCCUUUGGCGCCGCUAGGUUGAUCCGCAUCCUAGAGGGGCAGUCGGAGGAGGUUCAAACACUGGAAAAGGAGAAACUGAACGCAAGCAUGCAGAGCGCCUUCGCUAAGCUAUGUGACAAGUUCCCUGCCCUGGCGCAAGCAAAGGAGGAAUGGGCGGCGGCAGGAGGGGUCGUGAACGGGAUCGUCCCUGGCGGCAUCGACGCCUACCUUUGCGGUGGUGGCUUCAGGGGUUACGGGUGCAUGCUCCAGCAUAACGAUCCAAUUCAGCCGUACCCGAUCCCGUCGGUAGGGACUUACACGGUGACGGGCGAGUUUUUCAAACAGACCAAAAAGAUGCGCCGCGUCAACCACGAGUACCCGGGCAAGAUCUACGGCAUCUCGAAUCGCCGACGACAACAAUUCCCAGCCAUCAUUGAGGUCGUCGAGGCCUUCAUCCGUACCGUUCCACACCUGCGUACCGUCACCUUUUGUGGCGGCUCCAACCGUGAUGGUGCGCUGCUGAUGAAGCUACCCAAGAGCGUUCGGGAAAGCAACCCCCUCGAAGCUCUCGCUGGCUUCCCCAUUCAGGGGACGUCCCCAGAUGGGGCGCUGACCGUCGCUCAGGCGGUGCUGAAGACUCUGUAUGGUGCUGUGCCUGUCAACGUCGACAUCUCGCGCACACCGACCGUGUUCUCGCUUGGCUUGGGGCCGCUUUUCGCGAAGCAGAUAUGGAUUCAUCAGGGUGAGGACGACGACGCGAAUGCUUCGUAUGCGCUGCACGAGACCGUCACGCGGGAUCCCAGCGCGCCCGGGUUGACGCACCUUGCGCGUGCCGUGCUGGGGCUGACGGUCUGCGCGAGAUGGGGGUCGAAUCUGGGACCGAUUGACGCGCAGCUGUAUGGUAAUCUGAAGGGGCUCGUGGCGGAAGCCAAGCCAGAGAGCGUGUUUUGGGCCGAGUAUCUCGGCGCCGUCGCGGCUGUUAUUGUGGAUUUGGUGCCGGCUUGGCCCAGCAGCGUGGAGGAGCUGGAGUCGACUCUAAAAUUCGAGACCACCCAGACAGUGGACCCCGAGAAGAAGCGGGCAAGAAUCGACCUGACCAUCCACGUAGCGCCCGGCGCCACCGUAGGCAUAAAUCCCGAGGACGUUAUGGGCCGGCUGGCGAACGUGGGGAAGAAGCGGAAGGACGGCACGAAGCCGGAGAAGAGGGUCACGGUCAGGAUCCAGGAGAUGAAGUAG
Messenger RNA from Colletotrichum truncatum, 1821 nucleotides. Its product is annotated as Ppx/GppA phosphatase. NCBI's taxonomy places the organism in Eukaryota, Fungi, Ascomycota, Sordariomycetes, Glomerellales, Glomerellaceae. Gene Ontology annotation, biological process: regulation of transcription by RNA polymerase II. The record is from RefSeq and is a predicted model, not a curated record.